AUGCAUGAUCUGCUGUAUGCUAGUAGUAAAGGAAAAGAUGACAUGCAUUUCGAUGCGAAGCCAUCCUAUUCACCUAAACACAAAACACUUUCUUUUCUCAAUUAUGAGCUGAGUCCAAUAAAACAUAAGAUGGCAGCAGUACUUCCCGCUACACUUGGACACUUUGAUCUGCUUUCAAACUUCGCUGUCUCUUGCAAAAUGACGAAUCCAAAUAUUGGUUCAUUAUUCGAUGUUAUUUGGAUAGUUGUCCCAGAUAUUCAUUAUAGUAAAAUAUACGAGUCAUUGUUGAGGACUGAUUCUCUUCAUCCUGUCAUGCGUGUUGUCUGUGAAUCAUGGGUUCUACCAGAACAAAAAAUGUUUCACGUCUAUAAUCCAUGGUUAGUACAGCAAGACAUUAAACUGGCGAUUUCAGCUUUCAUCCGUACAGAUUAUUACUUAUGUUUCGAUGCUGAUGUCAUGUGUGGACGUGAAUUGCACUUUGAAGAUUUCUUUACUACAGACGGCCGAGCUAGGACAAGCGAGGAGAGAGCAUUAAGCUUCUUUGCAUUCACAAGUGGAAAUUUAAAUAAAACAUGCACAAACGUGAAACUUCCUCCGCCGUUAGUAAAAAACAACACAAGAAUGAUGGCUUUCACCCCACUACCCGUUCACACUCAUAUAUUAUUUAGCCUGGCUAGUUUUCUCGAAAAUCGAGAAGGUGAGCCAUGGCUACAAUAUUUGAUUGGGCUUCACAUAAAAAAUAAAAAAUGGACAGAGUAUACACUUUAUUGGAUUUAUGCAAUCUUCAUUCGGGCGUAUCACCGUUUACACUACCCAAUAAGUACUAAAGAAUUUUGUGGUACCUUACCCACCAAAAGCGGCUUGGCAUAUAAAUGGUUUUCACAGCUAAAUCAUACAAAUAGACCGCCAUUCGUUGGUGUGAAUGACCACGACAGAUCUAUAGACAUAGCACGGUUAUCUGCUGAAUUGCGAGCUGCAUUGUUAAAAUCACGAUAA
This is a messenger RNA of Rotaria socialis, 996 nucleotides long. The record is from the annotation of a GenBank genome assembly. Lineage: Eukaryota; Metazoa; Rotifera; Eurotatoria; Philodinida; Philodinidae.